Messenger RNA from Microplitis mediator, 1224 nucleotides. RefSeq names its product cyclin-T1-like. Gene Ontology annotation, molecular function: cyclin-dependent protein serine/threonine kinase activator activity. The record is from RefSeq and is a predicted model, not a curated record. Gene Ontology annotation, cellular component: cyclin/CDK positive transcription elongation factor complex; nucleus. The coding region runs from base 1 to 1224 and encodes 407 amino acids. NCBI's taxonomy places the organism in Eukaryota, Metazoa, Arthropoda, Insecta, Hymenoptera, Braconidae. The transcript has a single exon. Gene Ontology annotation, biological process: positive regulation of DNA-templated transcription, elongation; regulation of transcription by RNA polymerase II.
AUGACAUCUGGAAAAUGGUUUUUUACAAAAGACCAAUUGGUUAAUUCUCCAAGUAGAAAAUUUGGCAUCGACCAAAAUAGAGAAUUGAGUUAUAGACAGCAAUCAGCAAGUUUGAAUCACGACAUUGGUCAAAUAUUGAGAGUGUCCCAGUUGUGCAUAAAUACUGCCGUUGUCUACAUGCAUAGAUUUUACAUGUUUCAUCCAGUGACACGUUUUCAACGGUAUGGAGUAGCAUGCUCGGCAUUUCUUUUGGCAACAAAAGUUGAAGACCAGCCUAGAACAAUAAAGGACAUAAUUAAUGCUUGUAAAGUAUGCUUCAAACAAAAAAACGUUCCUUUUGAAUUCCUCGAAAAAUGUGAAGUAAACCCUGAAAGUAUACGUCUCAAUGAAGGAGUCAUAAUGGGAACAUUCGGAUUUGAUUUUACCAUUGAACAUCCUCAUAUUCACAUCAGCAAAUUUUUCGACUUAAUGAAACCGAAUCGAGACAUAUCGCGCAGCUCUCAUUUCUUGGCUACUGAGAUUAUUCAUCUUACGACAAUGUGUCUUGAGUACAGAUCAUCAGUUAUUGCGUGCCUCUGCAUUUACAUUGCAUGUAAGUGGACAGACUGGGAAAUACCAAUCAGUAUAGAUGGGAAAUAUUGGUUCUGGUACAUUGAUCCUAGUGUUACAAUCGAGUUGUUGAACGAGUUGACAAAUAUUUUUCUUGAUAUUUUUCAUAAAUCGCCGUCACGUUUCAAAAGAAUGGUGAUGAGUAUGAAAAGAAGACAAGAAAGUAUUAAUGUGGUAGCUUCUGAAACAGAGUCUGAUAUUGGGACCAAUAAGACUUUGAUUGUUGAUGGUCUACUUAAGCCAAUUAAUGGAAGCAAACCACUGAAUUCGAGUGAUGGCUUAACAAAUGCAUCUGGUACUUUAUCAAUGAGUUCGGAGCAGCAUCGUCACCGGAAACAAUCACCAGGAUUACCAGUUAUGUCAUCUAAUGGGACUAUGGAUCGAAUAGAAUUAAAAAAUGGUGAAGGAAUCAAAAUAUUGCCAAAUAAUUAUAAUUUACAGCAUUUAGAUCUUAAGCAAAUACAAAAACCAAUAGAAUCUACUGCUACCAUAGAUUUGUCACUGUCGUUGGUAGUUUAUAGUUCGGAAAUAUGUGAUAACAAUAAUAAUGAUCGUAAGCGUAUGAGAGAUUUUGAAUACUCGAGCAAUCAAGUUAGUAAAAAAACUGCGAUAUAG